Molecule: messenger RNA, 321 nt
Organism: Didymodactylos carnosus
Lineage: Eukaryota; Metazoa; Rotifera; Eurotatoria; Philodinida; Philodinidae
Source: the annotation of a GenBank genome assembly
AUGGUUUUUCUGUUUCGUCCGAACAGAGAAAGUCGAAUAGCCUUCUUUCUAGCAAAACUACCAAUCAAACGUAUUGUUCAUCCGAAUAUUGAUAAAGAUCGAUUUCAUUUACAAAUAGCAAAAUCAAGACUUAUAUCCGAUUUAAAAUGGAUGAUAUCAACAACCGACAAAGAAGAGAUACUUAGUCCAACCGAUGUUCAAAUUAAAAUUCAUAGUGUUGGUUUGAAUUUUCGUAAUGUAUUGAAAGUUCGCGGACUUUUUCCGCAUAUAGAAGAGUUUGGUAUUGAAUAUCAUGAACAACAUGCAAAUACUCGAGACUAA